Molecule: messenger RNA, 2672 nt
Organism: Gossypium arboreum
Lineage: Eukaryota; Viridiplantae; Streptophyta; Magnoliopsida; Malvales; Malvaceae
Product: GBF-interacting protein 1-like
Exons: 10
Coding region: 204-2558 (784 amino acids)
Cellular component (GO): nucleus
Source: RefSeq, a predicted model, not a curated record
CAAUAAAAGGACAUCCAUUAUCAAUUGUAAAAGAAGAAAAGAGGAAAAGAAAAAUACAGAAUAGUUUUCUUCUUGUAUAAAUGCCCUAGUUAUUAUAAAUAAUAAAUAUAAAUAUAAAUACAUAAGACAUUCAAUUCUCUCAUUGUUUCUUUGCUUCUUCCUUCCCUUUUUUCUUCUCUUUCUAUUUUUCUUUCUUUGCUACCAUGAGCAGCAAAGGUGACGGCGGAGGCAGUGGAGGUGGCGCUGAAGGGUCAAGGGUUUCGAUCCCUGACAAUGCAAAGAAAACGAUCCUAAGCAUAAGGGAGAUCACAGGGAAACAACACAGUGAUGAAGAAAUCUAUGCAAUCCUCAAAGAGUGUUCUAUGGAUCCCAAUGAAACUGCCCAAAAGCUUCUUUAUAUGGAUACAUUCCAUGAUGUGAAACGGAAACGCGAUAAGAAAAAGGAGACAGCUGGUACACAAGGACGAGGAGGCCGUGGCAGUCGAGGGAACUAUUAUACAUUAUCUGGCAAAGAUGCUGGAGGUGGAAAGAAUGCAUUUGCUAGAAGGGAGAAUGGGGUUAAUCGUACCGCGGAUAGAGGUUCUAUGCCUUCGCCAGCAUCUCAGAAAGUGAAAAAUAAUGCAGCACUGCAAAUGACAAAAACAUCAACUGCUAUAUCCAAUGGUAGUACAAGUUUACCAAAUGGGAGCUCCAGUCAUGGACGUGGAACCCAAUCAUCCAUCGACGGUAUUAUUAGUGAAACUAAAGACAGCUUACCUGUAAACAAGCCAAAAACUAUUUCAGCACAAACAGCUGUCAGAGAACCUCCUGCCCCAAUUCUUGCUCAGUCCUUUAGCUCUCUGAUCAAAGGUCAAGAGAAGUCUGCAUCAAAUUUGAAUACCACAUCAACUUCUGCCACCUCACCAAUAGUGUCACGGGAUUCUGUUGCUGUGGAUACAAUACAAAGUGAACUUGGACUCCAACAAGAAGCUGCUGAAUUAAACCGAAUUCAAGGAAACAAACACAUUCCUUGGGAUAUGGACAUAUCUAAGACUGAGAAAAUGGUGUCUGAAGUUUCAAUCUCAAUGCAUGGAGAGGAGCCCAGCAAAUCUGAGGUUGCUGAACAGGUUAAGCAGUCCAUGCCUGUAGAGCAAGUAGUCACAUCUGAGGUUGCAGCUGUCACUGAUAAAGCCAAUCCUCAAUUGCUUGCUGAUUCAAAUGUUCGCAAUGGUCAACAUGUUAUUUUUCCUACUCACUUCCAAGUUUCUGAAGCGUUAAAAAAUGGCUUAACUUUUGGAAGCUUUGAUGCUAGUUUUGGACAAGUAUCAAAGCAUAAUAAUGUCACUGAUUUGGAGAUUAACUCUGCUAGGCCUGUUGAAACUUCUCUGUUUGUUGAUGAAACUGUUGGAGAGCCAUCUUCUAGUAGCCAAGGUAUAUUACCAGCUGGUGAAGGGGGCAAUGCUGAUCAACAACAAGCUCCUCGUGAGUUGGAGAAAGUGACUGAAUCAGAUGGCAAUGUUUCAUCUGAUACCAACUUGAAAGUUGAUCGGUCCAAUCAUGAAAUGCAUCUACAUCCAGAUAAUAAUCAGAGCACCAUUCCAAAUGUGCCAAGCUAUGGACUUGGUUUCGUGCCAGCAUCCAUGACUAAUGUUCCACAGUUUGAUGGACCUGAGGCUCGACCCCAUGAUGUUUCUCGUCUUACAAACUUCAUUAGUGGUAAUCCUCCAGCUCCAUCUGGCAGUUCAACUCCACCUAUUCAGAGUUCUGUUGCUGCAGCCCCACAAGCAGUCCAUCUUUUCCGGCAGCCAUUUCCACCUAAUUACUUUCCAUAUCCUCACUAUCUUUCACCCUUUUAUAUGCAUCCAAUGCAUCAAUUUUUAAACCCCACUGGGCUUCCUCAGCAACCUUCAACUGGCAAUGUAUACAUGGCACCCGGAGCAACUCCACCUGGGGUCAAAUUCCCUCUCCCACAGUUCAAGCCUGGAACAAAUGCAGGAAACCCUGCUCACCUUGCAAUUCCAUCUGGUUAUGGUCCAUUGACUUCUCCGCCUAUUGGUUUCAAUUUACCUCUUCCAUCAGUGACUUCUGGGAGCUCUAGCAGCAACGAGGAUAUUGCAGCAUUGCAGUUUAAGGAAAAUCAAAUAUACACAACUGGACCACUGAAUGAAGGUUCAGCUCUCUGGAUGCCUGCACCAGGGCAAGAUUUAUCCAACUUGCAGGUUAAUUCUUUAUACAACCUUCCCCUUCAUGGUCCACAGCUUCCUUUCUCUCCUGCACAGGCUGGUCAUGGUGCCUUUGCCGGACUUUAUCAGUCACCGCCACAAACAAUGGCUGCUCCUUCCAAUGUUAACACCCUAUUACAACAAUCUCAAUCCACAGCUGCAGCUGUUGGAUCCGUAGGUCCACCAUCUGGCACUUAUCAGCAGCCUCAACUCGCACAGGUUUUUGGACAGCAUCCCUGCAGAGGGAGGAAAAAAAGAUGCCAAGUUAAAGUCAACGCUGAUGCUCUCAUCUUUCGAUUGAAUAUCAAGAAUCUUUUCUUAGCAACAACUUGUGAACAAUGUUUUAUACCACUGUAACUCCAAUUCCAGAAUAUUAUGCUUUUUGGCAUCAAUCCGUUUAUUAAGUUGCUCCAGGAAAAACUCCAUAGGAUGAUUUUCAUCAAAUGCCAUAUCUGCUGCUGCCUUCCACGA